UUUCACUCCCUCUGUCCCUUCCACACUCAGCCUCAGGUUGUUCGACGUCACGACUCACACUCCAGUCAGUUCGGUCACUCUGUCUCCCUGAACGCGCCUUGCAAAAUGGCCGAACCAUACGGGACGGAGAAGCCCAAGGGCGAAGGGAGUAACCCCCACCGAACUGAGGAGGAGACCUUGUUCGGCGUUUUCCAUCGCAUGGUGUCCGCGAUCUUCUUCCCUGACGACCAGCGCGAGCGUGCUCCGCUGCUGCACCGGAUCAGAGCCUCUGUGGCCGAUAACGCACCCUUCCUUCGUGAAGCUUCUGGAAACACUGGGCGGAAUGUUCUUCUCUGGACUCGGAGGGGCAGUCCUCUCCGUGCCCUCCUCGUCAUUUCUGUUGGGACGAUCACGCUUCUUGCUUUCACAGGAUUGCUUGUCUUUAUGCUUUUCUUUCUGGCUGCAACCGUCAAUGCCAUUGUUAUAUCUCUUUUGGUGUCUUUGGCAGCAGCAGGUGGCUUCUUGGCUUUUUUCUUCACCUGUGUAACAUUUAUAUAUAUUGGAGCAUUAUCAGUAGCUAUCUUUGUUAUUUCCGGUGCUACAAUUUCAGCAAUCAUAGCUGUUCUCAUAGUUACAGGUUGGAUUGGAUUCUUCUGGACUUUGUGGUUAGCAACAAAGAAAAGCGUGAACCUUGCUAAGCACUCACUGACCAUGACUGGUUCCACACUCUCCGCUUACUCUUAUGCUAGUCAUGCUCACCGGCGUCAAGAACCACACAAGAUAUCAGAUUGAAAGUUACCGCAAUUAAUAGAUGUCCAUUUAUAUAUAUGAUCUUGCACGUCUCGUACGUUCAUCACUGUACUUAUUGCACCAUCUUCUUGAGACAUGACUACGGCGAUAAUGUAGUUGCUAAAUAUUGUUGCUUGUGAUCUUCUGUUUGGAAUGUGAUUAAAAUAAUUACCAGUCAAUACCACUAGUGAAAAUGGAAUACUUCACAUUUACUUUCAUUUGUACUGUAUUAUUCUUUGGAGUUUGCAGUAUUACUGUCCAUAUGAAGACAAAAAGUGGUUUCUUGUAUUUAA
Juglans regia (Persian walnut) is the source of this 1061-nucleotide messenger RNA. RefSeq lists its product as uncharacterized. Lineage: Eukaryota; Viridiplantae; Streptophyta; Magnoliopsida; Fagales; Juglandaceae. Bases 106 to 771 code for a protein of 221 amino acids. The record is from RefSeq and is a predicted model, not a curated record. The transcript is spliced from 3 exons.